UGCGCUCCUGCUGGGCGUCGCUGCCUGCUGCACCUCGUCCUCGAUUUCCUUGGGCUACUUCAUCUGGAUGUCUCAGCCCCCCGACUCUGGGCCGCCCCUGCUGGCGCUCGAGGGGUGCCUGAGUGGCGCAGCCUUCCUGCGGUAUGACAGCCUCUCCGGCAAGGCCCGGCCUCGAGGCGCCUGGGCGAAGACGUUGGAGGAGGCGAAGCCUGGGCACUGGGACCAGCAGACCGAAUUGCUGCUCAGGAUAUUGCGAUUUGUAGGACAUCUGAGAGCAGCCAGGAGCUGCUGGGCCUCCAGUGCAGGAUCUCUCGUCUGGCAGGAGAUGUUUGGCUGUGAGCUGAGCAGAGACGGGCACACACAAUAUCAUUGGCACUAUGCUUGUGACGGGGAGGAGAAUCUCACCUUCAACUUGGAGGACCUCACCUGGGCAGCAUAUGGGAGCGCGGCCGAAAUCACCAAGAUGUUGUGGGAGGCCAAGCCCUCCAUUGCUGAAGAGAUCAAGCGCUUCCUGGUGAAGACCUGCAUUGAGCAGCUGAAGAGAUACGGGAGCUACGCGAAUGUGACAGAGCCCCCCGUGGUGACCGUUUCGCGGAAGGUUAAUGAAAGCGUGGAAACCCUCGUCUGCCGCGUCCACGGCUUCUACCCAAGGGAGAUUAACGCCACCUGGAGAAUGAACGGGAUGGUCCAGGAGCACCACACCUUCGCUCAGGUCGCUCCCAAUGCAGACGGGACCUUCUACCACCGGCUCUCCAUCGACAUUGACCCGCAGAAGCGGGACCAGUACCGGUGCCACGUGAACCACAUGGGCCUCCCCGAGACCCUGGCCUGGGAGGAGCCUACAGCCACCAAUACAUGGAUUGUCGUGGUCGUAUCCAUCAUCUUCAUCUUCAUCAUCAUCAUCGCUGUAAGUAUGCUGUGGAUGCUCUAACAACAGUCCUCGAACAACAGCCCUGCGAGGUGGGGUUGGCUGCUUGCCACU
Molecule: messenger RNA, 982 nt
Organism: Varanus komodoensis (Komodo dragon)
Lineage: Eukaryota; Metazoa; Chordata; Lepidosauria; Squamata; Varanidae
Product: major histocompatibility complex class I-related gene protein-like
Exons: 5
Coding region: 68-931 (287 amino acids)
Biological process (GO): immune response
Cellular component (GO): external side of plasma membrane
Source: RefSeq, a predicted model, not a curated record